Molecule: messenger RNA, 609 nt
Organism: Iphiclides podalirius (scarce swallowtail)
Lineage: Eukaryota; Metazoa; Arthropoda; Insecta; Lepidoptera; Papilionidae
Source: the annotation of a GenBank genome assembly
AUGUCUUUUCAACGUCAACAGUCGUGCGGCAUCUGCACGAUGUUCCCCUCGUGCAUGUCCCUGCUGCCGCGGCGGAACGAGCCGCGACCGCCGCGCCCCGGCCAGGCGCCCGUUGUGCUCAACGUCUACGACAUGUACUGGACCAAUUGGUACACAGCCGGCGCGGGCGUGGGCGUGUUCCACAGCGGCGUGCAGGUGCACGGCUCCGAGUGGGCGUACGGCGGCCACCCGUACGCGUUCACCGGCGUCUUCGAGAUAGCGCCCCGCGACGAGCGCGAGCUGGGCGAGCAGUUCCGCUUCAGGCAAAGCGUGCACAUAGGCUACACGGACUUCAGCGAGGACGAGGUGCGGCGGUUGGUGAACGAGCUAGGGAAGCAGUUCCGAGGUGACAGAUACCACCUCAUGAACAACAAUUGUAAUCACUUCACGUCGGCGUUCUGUUUGGCGCUGUGCGAUCGCGACAUCCCCGCGUGGGUGAACCGGCUCGCUUACGUCAGUUCCUGCGUGCCGUUCCUACAACGAUGCCUGCCCAAGGAAUGGCUGACCCCAGCCGCGUUGCAACACUCGCUCGCGGCACAUUCGCGCUCCUCCUCGCCCAAUACGCCCCAA